AUGGCGAAAACGUUUGCUCCUGUUACGCCCGUCGCUUGCAAUCACGUGGAGCCCAGGUCCGCCGUGAAGUCUCCAUCUGCUUCUUCUGCCGUCAACAAUGUUUCCAUGUGCAUCAGCGAUGUCACACCGGCCAGCUUCAAGAUUCUGAAGCAAAAGCCGACAUCUAUGCCUGCCACGGCCACGGCCACGGCCACGGCCACAGCCACAGCCACAACGGCCACUGUUGCUGCCAUGCCUCCGCUCACCGACGGCGUCCGCGUCGUUACGGCUGCGGAGUACAAGCAGGCGGCACUGUGUUUGGCAGAGGCGUUUGCCGAAGAUGAAGUAGCCAUGUAUUUUAUCGAUGUGCCAGAUCGUGAGCAUUGGACUAAAGAACAGAAGUGGGCGCUGCAUGUUGAAAUCAUGGAAUAUGUCACUUAUGCUCAUAUCCUCAAGGGACUCGUGACUACGGUCGGAGACUUUGAGGCCGUAGCACUAUGGAUGCCCCCAGGCCAACACACCGACUCCCCCCUCACCCUCCUCCGCUCCGGCCUCUGGCGCCUCCACUACCGCCUCUCCCCCGAAUCUCACACCCGCUUCUUCACCGAAUUCCUACCCCUCCUGCACACCACCAUGACGCUCGUCCUCGGUCCCCGCCUACCCCAAACCUGGUACCUCGUCUACCUGGGCACGCGACCGGGCGCGCGCGGCCGCGGCCACGCCCGCACCCUCGUCGAGCAUGUCACGCGUGUUGCGGACCGCGACGGCCGGCCCUGCUAUCUCGAGUCGAGUAAUCGGCGGAAUCCGCCGCUGUAUCGUAAGUUUGGGUUUGUGGAGAGGAGGGUGGUGGUGUUGCAGCGGGGGAGUAGGAAUUUGGAGCUUGAUGUCAUGGUUAGAGAGCCUGUUGGGGGUGGGGGAGAGAAGGCGUAG
This is a messenger RNA of Plenodomus lingam JN3, 909 nucleotides long. RefSeq lists its product as uncharacterized. Gene Ontology annotation, molecular function: acyltransferase activity, transferring groups other than amino-acyl groups. The record is from RefSeq and is a predicted model, not a curated record. Lineage: Eukaryota; Fungi; Ascomycota; Dothideomycetes; Pleosporales; Leptosphaeriaceae.